UUGAGUAUAGUGACCCGAAGAAGGGUGUGUGUGACCCAAAGUCAGGUAAAUUAUCAACUAACGUAAGGUUUCACUGGCUGUAUAAGCUCGACCUCAUCAUGAUUUGACUUCUGCGGGAAGAAACUGUUGACUCAUCUGUCUUUACCUUCAUCCUCCACAGACAGGCUCCUCAGAGUACACCAUUUUGACAGUUAACACUACUAAACAAGGUAAGAUGAAUUUAGAGGAGUACUUCAGAAGAAUUGGGUUCCACGGCUCCUACGAUAAGCCGGAUCUGGAAACACUGAAGUUGAUCCACAAGCUGCACGUCCUGUCAAUCCCCUUUGAGAACCUCAGCAUUCACUGUGGUGAGAGGAUUAUCAUGGACCUGGAGGUGAUCUUCAAUAAGGUGGUGAGGAGCAGCCGAGGAGGUUGGUGCCUCGAGAACAACUUUCUGUUUAACUGGGUGCUCAGAGAGAUGGGCUACGACACAACAAUGUUCGGCUCCAGAGUUUUCAGCAGUGUCCUCAAUGACUUUCUCUCUGAUGAAAGUCAUCUCAUCAACAAGGUCAUCAUCGAUGGAAAGGCUUACAUAACAGAUGUGAGUUUUGGGGUGUCAUUCCAAAUUUGGGAGCCCCUGGAACUCAUCUCUGGAAAAGACCAGCAUCAGGCAGCGGGGGUGUUUCGUCUCCAAGACAAAGGGGGCAUCUGGGUGCUGGAGAAGACUGCUAGAAAACCACUGGUUGUCAAUCCAGAAUUUGCUAAAUCGAAUCUGGUGAGCAGGUAUGAAACAAAUCAGAUCUACUGCUUCACACAGAAGUCUCGCGGGCCUGAACAUUUCUUAGAGACAAACCACAAACUCCAAACAGACCCUGCGUCAGUGUUCACCAAUAAGUCCAUCUGCUCUUUGCAAACCCCCACAGGAUUCAAAGCCCUGAUUGGCUGGACCUACUGUGAGGUCACCUACAAACCUGAGGAAGGUGUUGAUGUCAUAGAUAUGAGAGACAUAACAGAUGAUGAGAUAGAUCAAAUUCUGAGGGAACAGUUCAAUGUAAAGCUGCAAAGCAAACUGCAGCCGGUUAGGAAAAAAGUUUCCUACAUAAUCUAGAUAUUCUGCUUUGACGUAGAUUUUAAACAAUGGCAUGGCUAAAGCUGAUUGCAUGUUUUGUGUGAUUAAAAAAAAAAAAUGCAAUUCUUGGUGUAAGAGAAGUAAAAUUACACUUUAAUUGUGUUAUUUCAUUUUAUUUAAAGGCACUUUUGCAGGCCCAGGGUUGCAAUCUGACAUUUAGAUCACAUACUUUUACAUUUUUCACUUUAGCAUGAAUUUCAGACGAAAGCCUGCAGGCCUAUAAUCUGUACCUUAGGUGAUGGAAAGAUGAAAAUGUAUAUUUGGUAUAACAUUUGAAGCAUUAUCCACUGUAAAUACCACUAAUAAAUUCUUGCCUGGU
Acanthochromis polyacanthus (spiny chromis) is the source of this 1427-nucleotide messenger RNA. Its product is annotated as arylamine N-acetyltransferase, pineal gland isozyme NAT-10-like. Bases 215 to 1087 code for a protein of 290 amino acids. NCBI's taxonomy places the organism in Eukaryota, Metazoa, Chordata, Actinopteri, Pomacentridae. The transcript is spliced from 2 exons. The record is from RefSeq and is a predicted model, not a curated record. Gene Ontology annotation, molecular function: acetyltransferase activity.